Molecule: messenger RNA, 606 nt
Organism: Lachancea dasiensis
Lineage: Eukaryota; Fungi; Ascomycota; Saccharomycetes; Saccharomycetales; Saccharomycetaceae
Source: the annotation of a GenBank genome assembly
AUGUUUGAUAUUAAGUUGAAUGAGCAAUUGAUUGCAUUUCUAAAGCCUCUAGCCAGCCAAGAUCAUGAAAUCGAAACGUUUUUGAGGAAGGGCAGUAUACCCAUACGAAACCUGUUAGAGAUUCGCCGGCAAAAACCUGAAAGCACAAAGUUAGCCGGCCUUCUAAGAAACUUAGACUUUUCAUUUAAGGUCAAGCCCUCAAAGGGAUCUAGUUACACUCCUGAGUUUAAAAAACAGCUCGAGCGUCUGCGAUUGGAACAGGACGAAAAAGAUUAUCAGGAAAUGGUGAGGAGGGAUGCUAUUGGCGUGUUACAUGACGAAGAGAACCUGACGCCGGCCCAAAUGAGUAAACAAGUAAAGGAGCAGAUCACGACCGUGUUCAAUAUACUCGUGUCCGUGGUGUCGGUUGUUUUUGCCGCCUGGUAUUGGUCGGGUUCUUCAGCGGGAAUGAAGCCACACAAUAGAAUAUUUUUAUGUUUGUUCAGUGGAAUUCUCGUCCUGGUUGCGGAAGUUGUGGUGUAUAAUAGCUAUCUGCAAAAAAUCGAGGAAGCACGGCGCCGAGAAAGAAGCAAGGUCGAGAAAAAGACAGUUGUUAAAAACUUGUAA